Messenger RNA from Cajanus cajan (pigeon pea), 1106 nucleotides. Its product is annotated as stem-specific protein TSJT1. The record is from RefSeq and is a predicted model, not a curated record. Lineage: Eukaryota; Viridiplantae; Streptophyta; Magnoliopsida; Fabales; Fabaceae.
ACUCCACACGCACUUCCCAUCCCAUUCUCAAUCGCGUGUUCUUUCAACUUUUGUCUUUUUUUUGUUUUUUUUUCUUUUUCUUUUCUGUAAUUUUAUCUCUAGAGAGAGAGAGAAAAAUGUUGGGAAUCUUCAGCAGCUCGAUUGUGUCGCCACCGGAAGAGCUGGUGGCUGCCGGGAGCCGAACGCCGUCGCCGAAGACGACGGCGGGAAGGCUGCUGAAGCGGUUCGUGGAGAGCAAGGCGUCGGCGGUGUCGCUGCAGGUGGGGGAACACGUGCAGUUGGCUUACACGCACCACAACGAGUCACCGUGGCAACCCAGAUCAUUUGCUGUUAAGGAUGAGAUAUUCUGCUUGUUUGAGGGAGCCCUAGACAAUUUGGGCAGCCUGAUUCAACAGUAUGGACUGGCCAAGUCAGCCAAUGAAGUAAUUUUGGUGAUUGAGGCUUACAAAGCUUUGCGUGAUCGAGCACCCUACCCUGCCAAUCGUGUUGUUUGCCACCUCAGUGGGAGCUUUGCUUUCAUAGUUUUUGACAAGUCCACUUCUACCCUCUUUGUGGCUUCUGAUCAAGCUGGUAAGGUUCCUCUGUAUUGGGGAAUCACAGCUGAUGGGUACGUAGCAUUUGCUGAUGAUGCUGAUUUGCUUAAAGGUGCUUGUGGCAAGUCACUUGCUUCUUUCCCUCAAGGAUGUUUCUACUCCACAGCAGUUGGAGGACUGAGAUGCUACGAGAAUCCAAAGAAUAAGAUUACCGCAGUACCUGCUGAGGCAGAGGAAAUCUGGGGUGCAUUCUUCAAGGUGGAAGGGUCAGCAGUUCUUGCAGGCACAGAAUAGAAGAUCCAUUUUCAAAUAGAGUACCGUGUGGUGCAUUAAUGAAGUAAUGUCUUUAUGUGCCUGUGAAGUUAAGGAAAGCUGAGGGGCCAUGUAAAUAACUUAAAUGUUAACUAUGAGAAGAGUGCGACUGGUAAUAGAGUUAAUAUUAUAUUAUGGUGAAGUUUGUUCAUUAGAUAGGAUUUACUCUGUUUUCGUGUACAGUUGCGCUUUCUGAUGUAAUAAAAAUAUGCUUCUGGCUUGAGAUUCUCUAAUACUCCUUCAAUGCAAAGUGUGUCCGAA